Chiroxiphia lanceolata (lance-tailed manakin) is the source of this 14098-nucleotide messenger RNA. RefSeq names its product MON2 homolog, regulator of endosome-to-Golgi trafficking (gene MON2). The transcript is spliced from 36 exons. The coding region runs from base 135 to 5297 and encodes 1720 amino acids. Lineage: Eukaryota; Metazoa; Chordata; Aves; Passeriformes; Pipridae. The record is from RefSeq and is a predicted model, not a curated record.
GGACGCGGCCGGGGCCGGGCCGGAGGGUUCCGGUGCGGGGCGAAGACGUGUCGGCCGGGGCCGCGCAGCGACAGGCGCUGCUGCCCCUGGCCCUCUCGGAACAGCGCCCGGCCCGGGGCCGGCCCGGCGGCACCAUGGCCGGGACCAGCAGCCCCGAAGCCGUGAAGAAGCUGCUGGAAAACAUGCAGGGAGACCUGCGGGGCCUGAGCCUGGAGUGUCGGAAAAAAUUCCCCCCCGUCAAGGAGGCUGCUGAAUCAGGAAUAAUAAAAGUGAAAACAAUAGCUGCACGCAACACUGAUAUUUUGGCAGCAUUGAAAGAGAACAGCUCAGAAGUAGUUCAGCCUUUUCUCAUGGGUUGUGGAACAAAGGAACCAAAGAUCACUCAGUUGUGUCUAGCAGCCAUACAGAGGCUCAUGUCCCAUGAAGUUGUUUCAGAGGCUGCAGCAGGAAACAUUAUUAAUAUGCUUUGGCAAUUGAUGGAGAACAGCCUUGAAGAACUUAAAUUGCUCCAGACAGUUCUUGUACUUUUAACAACCAACACUGUUGUGCAUGAUGAAGCACUGUCCAAGGCAAUUGUACUUUGCUUUCGAUUGCACUUCACAAAAGAUAAUAUCACAAAUAACACCGCGGCAGCUACAGUGCGGCAGGUGGUUACUGUUGUAUUUGAGAGAGUGGUUGCUGAAGAUGAACGAUAUAAAGAUAUUAUUGACCAGCCAGUUGCAGUUCAAGGAAAUAGUAACAGAAGAUCUGUCAGUACACUGAAACCAUGUGCUAAGGAUGCAUACAUGCUUUUUCAGGAUCUUUGUCAGUUAGUUAAUGCCGAUGCUCCUUACUGGCUUGUGGGUAUGACAGAAAUGACCCGGACAUUUGGCCUCGAACUUCUUGAGUCAGUCCUCAAUGACUUUCCACAAGUGUUUUUACAACAUCAGGAAUUCAGUUUUCUUCUUAAAGAAAGGGUAUGCCCUCUAGUUAUAAAACUCUUCUCCCCAAAUAUCAAAUUCAGGCAAGGUUCCAGCACGUCAUCUUCCCCAGCACCAGUGGAAAAACCAUACUUCCCCAUCUGUAUGCGUUUGCUGAGAGUAGUUUCUGUUUUGAUUAAACAGUUUUACAGUUUGCUGGUAACAGAAUGUGAAAUCUUUCUGUCAUUGCUGGUUAAGUUUCUGGAUGCAGACAAACCACAGUGGCUAAGAGCUGUUGCAGUAGAAUCUAUUCACAGACUUUGUGUGCAACCUCAACUAUUAAGGUCCUUUUGUCAAUCGUAUGAUAUGAAGCAACAUUCCACUAAAGUUUUCCGUGACAUUGUGAAUGCAUUGGGGUCCUUUAUCCAGUCACUAUUUCUUGUACCAAGCACAGGGAACACAUCAGCAACACCAAACCAAACUGGAAGCAAUGCAUCAGGGAAUACUGGCUCAGCACAGACUAACCCAGGAGUGCUAGGAAUGGGAGGAGGUGCAACUGUAUUACCUGCCUUUGAGUACAGAGGCACUUGGAUACCCAUCCUGAAUGUAACAGUACAAGGCAGCGCUAAAGCUACAUAUUUGGAAAUGCUGGACAAAGUAGAGCCACCUACAAUCCCUGAAGGCUAUGCCAUGUCGGUGGCAUUUCACUGUUUACUGGAUCUUGUCCGUGGUAUCACUACCAUGAUUGAAGGAGAGCUGGAAGACACAGAAACAGUCACUCCAACCACAGCAGAGACAACUUCAUUACCACCGCAGUCUUCAGAGCAGCAAGAUUUGCAGUCUCUUUCUGAUCAAUCAGAGAAAGAAUUAGUUAGCAGAGCUGUCUGGGAAGAAAUGGUGAAUGCUUGUUGGUGUGGUCUUCUGGCUGCUUUAUCCCUCCUACUUGAUGCAAGUACUGAUGAAGCUGCCACUGAAAAUAUUCUAAAAGCAGAAUUGACCAUGGCUGCACUUUGUGGAAGACUGGGUCUUGUAACAUCAAGAGAUGCCUUUAUCACUGCCAUUUGCAAAGGAUCCUUGCCUCCUCACUAUGCCCUUACUGUAUUAAACAGCACAACUGCAGCUCUGUCCAGCAAAUCAUAUUCCAUUCAGGGACAGAAUGUUCAAAUGAUUAGUCCCUCAAGUGAGUCUCAUCAGCAAGUUGUAGCAGUAGGGCAACCCUUAGCUCUUCAGCCACAGGGAACAGUAAUGUUGACAUCAAAAAAUAUCCAGUGUAUGAGGACAUUACUCAACUUAGCUCACUUCCAUGGAGCCGUUCUUGGUACAUCUUGGCAGCUUGUCCUGGCUACUCUUCAGCAUCUUGUGUGGAUUCUGGGACUGAAGCCUAGUGUUGGAGGUGCAUUAAAACCUGGAAGAGCUGUGGAAGGGCCCAGUACAGUUCUGACUACAGCAGUUAUGACUGAUCUGCCAUCUAUAUCCAGCAUGAUUUCAAAGCUUUUUGAAAACUCACAGUACCUUGAUGAUGUGUCUUUACACCACUUAAUAAAUGCCCUUUGCUCCUUGUCUCUGGAAGCCAUGGAUAUGGCCUAUGGAAACAAUAAGGAACCAUCGCUUUUUGCUGUUGCUAAAUUACUGGAAACAGGACUAGUUAACAUGCGCAGGAUUGAGAUUCUUUGGAGACCUCUGACCGGUCAUCUUCUGGAGAAGGUCUGUCAGCAUCCUAACUCCAGAAUGAGAGAAUGGGGAGCAGAAGCUUUAACUUCUCUCAUUAAAGCAGGGUUGACAUUCAGACAUGAUCCUCCAUUGUCUCAAAAUCAGAGACUGCAGUUGCUUUUAUUGAAUCCACUAAAGGAGCUGUCAAACAUUAGUCAUCCUGAUAUCAGGAUCAAGCAGUUGGAGUGUGUGCUACAGAUUUUACAGAGUCAGGGUGACAGCUUAGGACCUGGUUGGCCAUUGGUGCUUGGAGUCAUGGGGGCAAUCCAAAGUGAUCAGGGUGAGUCCUUAAUACGGACUGCAUUCCAGUGUCUUCAGUUGGUUGUGACCGACUUCCUUCCAACAAUGCCAUGUACUUGUCUACAGAUAGUUGUUGAAGUUGCUGGAAGCUUUGGACUUCACAAUCAAGAGCUAAAUAUUAGCUUAACUUCAAUUGGUUUGUUGUGGAAUAUUUCAGAUUAUUUUUUCCAAAGAGGCGAAAUAAUUGAAAAGGAGCUAAACAGAGAAGAGGCAAUGUUGCAGAAACAGGCGGAAGAAAAGGGAGUGAUGCUGAAUAGACCUUUUCAUCCUGCAUCACCAUUUGACUGUCUUUGGUUAUGCCUGUAUGCCAAACUUGGAGAACUGUGUGUGGAUCCCCGACCUGCAGUUAGAAAGAGCGCUGGACAGACAUUGUUUUCUACUAUUGGUGCUCAUGGAACUUUAUUGCAACAUUCAACAUGGCACACAGUAAUAUGGAAGGUUUUAUUUCAUCUGUUGGAUAGAGUUCGAGAAUCCUCUACCACAGCUGACAAAGAGAAGAUUGAAUCAGGAGGAGGCAACAUUCUCAUCCAUCAUUCAAGGGAUACAGCUGAGAAACAGUGGGCCGAGACAUGGGUAUUAACACUGGCUGGAGUUGCAAGAAUAUUUAACACCAGGAGAUACUUACUGCAGCCUUUAGGAGACUUUUCUCAAGCCUGGGAUGUUCUUCUUGAUCACAUCCAAUCAGCAGCACUCAGCAAAAAUAAUGAGGUUUCCUUGGCUGCUCUGAAAAGCUUCCAGGAGAUCUUACAAAUUGUUUCUCCCGUUCGAGACUCUGAGAAGCCUGAGACACCACCUGCCAUCAAUGUUUCUGUACCUCUGGUGGUAGGGACAACAACUGCCACUAGUCUUGGUAGAUCAUUCAUGAGAACUGACUCCAUUGGAGAAAGAAUAGGAAGAUAUAAUGGAUCUGAACUGCCUGUAAUAACAGAUGAGAUUGAAGAUUUGAAUCUUUGGUGGGCAGCCUGGAACAGCUGGUAUAGAAUUGGUUCUGAAAGUACAAGGCCUCCAAUUACUUGUGAUAAAUUGACUUUCAUUCCCAGCCAGCCUUUUCUUACAGCUUUAAUUCAAAUAUUCCCAGCUCUUUACCAACACAUCAAAACUGGUUUCAGCAUGGAUGAUCUCCAAAAGCUGGGUGUCAUUUUGCAUGGUGCUGUUUCAGUUCCAAUCAGUUCAGAUGCUUCCCCUUUCAUCCUUCCGUCUUACACUGAAGCAGUUUUGACAAGUUUACAAGAAGCAGUGCUUACAGCUUUAGAUGUUUUACAAAAGGCUAUAUGUGUGGGCUCAGAAAGUAUGCAGAUAAUGUAUCCUGCAAUCUUUGACCAACUGCUGGCCUUUGUAGAAUUUUCAUGUAAGCCUCCACAGUAUGGACAGCUGGAAACAAAGCACAUUGCAAAUGCAAAGUAUAAUCAGAUACAACUAUUUGCACCGGCGGAAUGGGUAGCACUGAAUUAUGUACCAUUUGCUGAGAGGUCUUUGGAAGUUGUGGUGGACUUAUACCAAAAGACAGCUUGCCAUAAAGCUGUGGUAACAGAGAAAGUUCUUCAGAACAUUAUUAAGACACUAAGAAUACCUCUCAGUCUGAAAUACUCCUGUCCUUCUGAAAGCACAUGGAAGCUAGCUGUUUCCUCUCUUCUCAAAGUCCUCUCCAUUGGACUACCUGUUGCAAGGCAGCAUGCAUCUUCUGGAAAAUUUGACAGUAUGUGGCCAGAGCUAGCAAAUACUUUUGAAGACUUUUUAUUCACAAAAAGUACACCUCCUGAUAAUCUCUCAAUUCAAGAAUUUCAGAAGAAUGAGAGUAUUGAUGUUGAGGUGGUGCAGCUUAUCAGCACAGAGAUACUGCCAUAUGCUAAUUUUAUUCCUAAGGAAUUUGUUGGUCAGAUAAUGACUAUGCUCAAUAAAGGUUCAAUACAUUCUCAGUCCUCCUCCUUUACAGAAGCCGAAAUAGAUAUUCGAAUGAGAGAGGAGUUUUCUAAGGUGUGUUUUGAAACACUGCUCCAGUUUUCAUUCAGUAAUAAAGUCACAACUCCUCAGGAAGGCUACAUUUCUAGGAUGGCACUUUCUGUGCUCUUGAAAAGGUCACAGGAUGUAUUGCAUCGCUACAUAGAAGAUGAGAGAUUGAGUGGCAAAUGUCCUCUUCCACGGCAGCAAGUAACAGAAAUCAUAUUUGUUUUAAAAGCUGUCAGCACUCUCAUAGAUUCACUUAAAAAAACUCAACCUGAAAAUGUUGAUGCUAGCACAUGGGCACAAGUUAUUGCCUUGUACCCGACUUUAGUAGAAUGUAUUACCUGCUCAUCCUCGGAAGUGUGCUCUGCUCUGAAGGAGGCACUGGUUCCUUUUAAGGACUUCAUGCAUCCACCAGCAUCCAAGGUACAGAAUGGAGAGUCUUGACCCCAUAAAACUUCUUUUUUAUUCUUGAAGGGAAAAAAAGUAUCCAAAAAUGUUUGUUCCCGGGUGAAGUUUCUCUGAGGAAAUCUCUUGUGACUAGUACUUUGGCAACUGUGCUGACUGCCUUUUAACUGUACUAACAAGAGCUCAGUAAGUCGUGAAUAUAGGCUAUAUCUCAAAGGUUCCAGAGUGAGUAGCAGUGCAAACCUUUAAUAAAUUUAACUGACUAGUUGGAAUCAUUUAUAAUCUAAUGUACUUGCUACAGUAUCUUGAAGUGGUGAUUGAAAAGUGGGCUUAUGUACAGCUUGUUGUGUAUGUGUUAAUGAUGUAAUUAAAAAUAAUUCAAUUCAGUCAGAUUUAUUAGGCUGGUGUUUUGCACCCUUUUUUUGAAGUACGAAUUGUACUAAAAUUUUAUGCAAGAUGGUACUGUAACAUUCCAUAUAUCUGUAACCAGCCUUUGUAAACAAAGGGAACUGAUAUACUUGUGUGUAUAAUAAAUGGUACAGUUCUGUAUAAAAUAGUUGCAUUUAUUAUUUAAAUUCUUUUUAAAAUAUUGAUAAUGUCAAAUGCUUGAAAAUGUAUUUAUUAUGAAUAAGUUGUAUGCUUGCAUUUUUACUUACAGUUUGCCUUCUAAAUUGCCAGAUAUGCUCAUCCAUAUCUGAUCAUGUUAUUAAUUUUUGCUUAAUUGAAUGUAUCUUCUUUGUGGCUAUUGGACAUCUACAAAGGGUCAUAUAACAAAAGAUUGCAGCAAGCAGUCACAGUCUGCUGAUCUCAAACUUCAGAGUAGUUGACCUGAAAUGUUUGAAUAUGCAGAAAUCCACUGUAGCACUUCAAGACUACCAUACCUCACUUCAUAAUAUAUUUUUUCAAGAUGUUUGUUUUACUUAAUUCUGUCCAUUUUUGUAGUUGCAGCCUUGCUUUAAAAAAAAACCCAAACAUAUUUGAGGAUUGUUAGCCUUUUCUGGCCUUCUUGGCAAGUGUCACAAUCUUUGAAUCAUGACCCAAGAAAGGUGAUUUCAAGUAUCUAAAAUACUUGGCUGUAAUACUGUGUUCAGUAAUUCUAAGUGCUUUGUUUUGUAAUGUCUUUUCAACCCAAACAAAUUGUUCUAAUCUUUUAAUUAUAAACUGUGUCUGAUAAAAACCGCGAGAAGUGUAGUUUUGAAGAUAGUUACUCAUUUAGAAAUGCAGUAAAAUUUGUCAUUAAGUAAAUGUGAAUGUUUCACUUUCACGUAAUACACAAUUGAAGUAAAACACUUUUAAUAGUAUUGUUUUUAAAGUUUGUGAUCUAGCAUUUAAACUCUUAUUUAAUUCAUUUUGAUUUCAGUAAUGUUUCACCUGUAUUCACAUAUUUUUAAUCUGUGAUGUGAAAGCACAAAGGCCAAAUAUAUAUACAAAAAAAAGACAGGUGCCUUCCUAUGGAUUUCAGAGCUUAUCUUUAGGGUUUUGUUUCUUCAAGUCUUUUGUAGAUAUUAAAAGAUAUUGUCAUGCUUAAGAAAUGGUAUUACAUCUGUUUGCUUUGCACUUCCCUGGCUAAAGGGACAUUGAUUGGUCCAUAUGAACAGGUGUAAAAGUUGUAGAAGCUUCAAGCUGAAGGUGUGAUGAACUGGUCAGGGCUACCCUGCAUGAAUAAUGUUCUUCAAGCAGGGCUUUGGACAGGUUGCUCCCACAAGGCUCCAGUUUAUGGUCCUUUUUAAAAACUUUCUAUUUCAAAAUACAGUAAAUAUUAAAGAGGCUUCAAACCUUGCACAUUUCUGUGACCAAAGUUGCAUAGAACUUAAUUGUGAAGCGUGGAUAGUUUUAAGAGAACACACAGUUUACAUUAAAGAAGCAAGUUCUUCUCAUUAAUAGAAUUUAUGUCAAAAUACCUUCUGUGGAGGAGCAGUUCCAGUAUACUGCAGAACUGGGUGUCGCAUACAGGUAACAACAUUAUCCAUACUCUGAAAGUGAAAAUCUCACAACUGCUCUCCUAAUUAGUGGAAGAUAAGUCAAAGUCUAUGAGGUUAUUAAGGAAACAAAGCGUAGGACAGGAAAGAAGGGAAUUAAUUUGUUUUAGAAUAUAUUAUUUUAACCAGAAUUUCUGAAAAGAGGUGUGCAGACCAAGCUGUGGGUGAAUUUGUUUCUAAUUAGUUUCUAAUUGAUUUUUCAGUGGUAAUACAGAUGCAUUUGUCCAAUAAGGUAAAUCUUCAUUUUUAUCUGUAAUUCAAAAAGGGGAUGCAUUAGUCUUUCCAGACUCUAGAACUUAGGCUAUUUUACCACCUAUAGACAUUAAUCUUCCAAAAAUUUUGAAAUAAACUACCAAUGAGCUAACUUUCCUUUCUUUCUUCUUAAUUACAAAAUUAAUAAUAUCUGUGCUAUUUGAGGUGUGUUUUGGACAUGCAAGCUUGGUUUGACUGUAUAAAAACUGCUUUCUUUUAUUUGGUAUAAAUACUUUGAGAACUAAAAACAAAGCUACUUAGCUUAGAAAAGAUGUUUUCAUUGAAUUUAUUUUGUCUGUGAAUAAGAAUUAUUCCCUUUACUGUGCCUUCUUGUCCAUCACUCAAAUAUUUCUUCCAACUUGAAGUAUCAGUUUCUUUUUUCUCUUUGUACUUUCUGCGAAACAUUCUUAGGGUUUCUUUGAUGCAAACAGCAUUUUUGAAUGUUUAAAUUUCACAUUUUUACAUGUUUUUAGCAAGGUAAAUCUUGCUUUGGAAGGGAAUCAAAUUAAUUUAACAUUACCUAUUGAGUAGACCCAUGUCCAAGUUCUUUUCAAGUCUGUAGGGUUGCUUAUUCAUGAGAAGUAAAACCCAUGAACUUUUUCAGGAUCAGGGUCUGCAGUGUGUCACUGAAGGCAGCCAGAAGAGGGAUACAGCUGACUGUAUAGAAAUGUGUCAGCUGGAAAUUAGAAGAUAAGCAUUAAUUGCUUAUUGAAUGUAACCACAGUCUUCACCUUUUUCCUUCUUGUCUACAAUUUUAAAUAAGACAUGGAUGGGAAUUCAAAUUAUUAGAUUAUUAGCAUGUUCAUAUCAAGACUUUGGAUUACUUGGGAAAACUUGUGUGUCUCAAUGCCAUGACCAUUAAUGUACUCAAGGAUUUAAGAUUGCAUAGUAACUGAUUAUGAAAAAAGAAAGAGGCCUCAAGCUGGGAACUUCUAAGAAUAAGAUGUUCUUUAAGAAGUAACCUACAGUAGUUAUUUGCUUAUCUUCAGAGAUGGUUAUCUAACUGGAAUCUGUUUUGUUCCCUUGUACAUGAGCCUGCUUCCCCACCUCUUUUAUUGGUGAACUGUGGAAUGUUUCUGGACAUUAAACCACAUGAAACACAUGGUGACUGUAAAUUAUUUACAAGAGUAAGUGAGAGUACAUCUGUGAAAAUCAGUAGUUUUUCAUCAUAUUCUGCAGAUGGAGUUCUUUCUUUACUUGGGUUGAGUUGUUUCUUCUUGUCAAACAGCAAAUCUUCUCAUAGCUGGCCUUGAACUCUUCAGGCAAGAUAUUUUUAGCAAGAUUAAUGCCUUUCUUUUCCUCAGCACAUGACAAGCACAAGUACUAGUCAUCAGUGAGAGAAGGAAUUGCUGUCCACACCUGCCUUGUGAGCAGUGCAUAUUCUGACUGCUACAGGCCCGUAAGGGUGUUUAAAGUGGGGUGCAUCAGAAAGUUCCAAAUAAGGCAGCUAGUGUGUAGGGUUUGUUUAAAUUGGAAUCCAAAAUUGUGCACAGAUAUGGCCUAUAUCCAUACGUGUAAAGCAUUUAACCAUCAGCAAAAUAUUGAUAUUAUAUUUUUAUUCCCUGCAAAGAGCUUACUUUCUCCGUGGAGUUUCCACCCCUACUUUCUGACAGUACUUUUCUGUGUGUGCUUUUCUGUGUGUGCUUCAGGUGUAAGUUUUUGGGGCAGGGACUCUUCGUCUAUACAGCAUUUUGUAUAUCGGGGCAAGUAUAAGUCCAAUAAAAAUGAUGGUAAAAAGUCAAUGUAGAAGAUAGAUUUCAUUUGCAGAGUACAUACUCUUUAGGGUUCAUAGCUGAGUUGUAGUGUUCAGGUUUAUGUCACAUUCAAAGUAUCUGACUGCUGUGUAAUUCAAGACAGAUAACAUUACACCCCCUAGGAAUCCGGUUGCUGGGAUCAAGAAUGACUACAGCAGCAGCAAGUGAGCAAAAUAUUGCAUGGAUGGUUUAAGACAACUUGUGUGAGAAAGAAAGUGAAAUUCAAUACUCAUGAUUCUUAGGGAGGAGGGAGAACCUCAAAAUAAAAAUGACUGGACUUGAAGAAGGUAGCCCAGAAAAUUGAUAGGGAAGAUCUCACAGAAGACAAGUUUGAGUUACGAGAGGAACUGAGGAGAUAAGACAGUUCCUUGGAGAUGUGAAGGUCUUAACUGAAAAUAUGUGCCAAGACUAGCUGUAAUAAGAGACCAACUCAGUUAAACAAGGAAUUCCAUUGAAUUCAAAUACAAUGAGCAGAGGACCAUGGAAGGUGGAAAUUCAGAUAAUGCCAAAGAGCAGUGUCAACAGAUAGGGAUGAAAGUAGAUGAGAUACACCAGUCAGCUGACAGAAUAAAUGCAUAAGUAGUAAAAGAUUUGCACUAAAAAAAGUUCUGACUACUUAAAAGAGUAUGGCUGUUGACACAGGUGAUUGGUGUUUGGUUCAGAGCUGCAAUUUCUGUUGAUUUUUUUCGUUUGUUACAGUGAUGACUGAUCCAAAAAGUCACUGCCAACUGCCAGUGUAUUGCUUGUGCAAAUGAUAUGAGUGACAAAGAUUGAAGAAGCUUGCCUGGAAAAAGGAAAACAGGAUAGAAAAUGGUUAUAUCCUGUCAAAUUGACUGAGCAGGACAAAUUUUUUCCUGGUAUUUAAAGAACUAAUCUGAGUAAUUUCAGCAUUUUAAAGAUCAUCUUUGUGAUGUCCUUGUGUCCUAUCAGUUAGCGAGUAACAUGCUAAAAACCAAUCCUUGUAUUUCUGAGUUCCUUAUUUAAGCAUUUUUGUCUCGAUUAUGAAACAACUUUGAUAAAAAGGAUAAGGUAGCUGUGUGUUCACUGUGCUAACUGCAGGACUUCACUAGCAAGAGAUGAGACCAUUGCUUGAAUUUCUUAUCUAUGUUUAGAGGAGUUCUCAGAUAAGCUUAUUUUUAAAAUCAGUAUGAUAAACUUUUCUCUUUCCAUGUUAACAUGUUUAUUGCCACUGGUGGUCCAGAUGCCUGCCUUAAGAACCUCAUAAGAAAUCUCAUUUAUCUUCUUUUUACCUGAAGCAUGAUAUCCUUAUGGAAGGAAUGAGUUAAGUACAGCUACCAUCUUUUUCUUCAAUCAAAAAUACUGCGAUGUUGAAGCAUAUUCAAAGGCAUCAGCCCAUCAGUCUGUUUUGUUUUCAGAAGAGAUUACCAAUAGAGAGAGAAAGAAUGAAUUGCUUACCAAUGAGAAAGCAAAUCCCUUGGAAGUCAGGUCUCGGUUUGGCAUCUUCACAGUUUUGUUACUGAAGACUCUGAUCUUCAAACUGGAGUCAAACCUGUUGCUCUCUGUGCACAGAACAUGUCUUAGUGUUGGCAUGAGUCUCCAUGACCAGUGGUAUCUCCAAAGCUGAUAGCUUUAAGACUGCAGAGGCUUGUGAGGAUGUGACAGUUGGAAACUUGAAACUUGUCCAAACUUUACAUUGCCUAGUCUGUUGGUUUUAAUGUUAACUAUUUCUUACUUGGAACUAUUGAAGUUGCUUAUGUUUCUGGCUUCCUUGCCAGAAGACUGACUCUUCUUUCCCCCAUCACAUCACAAACUAAUGCCUGAUCAUGAGGGGAGGGACUGAGAGGCUCCAUAGAAAAAUGGCAGCCGAAACUGGAUUGCCAUCAAUGCAGAGAGAGCAGUCUGGUUUUGAUCAGCCUCUCUCAUAAGAAAACAUGAAGAGGACAAGAGUAUUAAGUGCAUAGUACUGCUGGCAUGUACAUGUACAAAUUUCUGGAGUACAUCACAACUAUUACUUGCAGAUUUACUUACUGAACAUCUCUUCAUGUCUCCUUGCUUGACGUAGCAUAAUAUGGUACUACCUUACCACUAAAAUGACCCCCAGAGUCUGCACAAAGUACCAUCCUAGAACAAAUGAGGAAAGAGAAACAUUUGUCUUAGAACAGAGUGAUUUAAAUAUCUUCUUUCAAAAUAUGAAGUUAAUAAUGUCUGUUACAGCUGCAUGCACCAUAAUAUCUUAAAAUUUGAAGCAGUUAUGUGUUGCCAGAGUCUCAAAGAGAAUGCAUUGAACUGAUGAAUGGAGUAGCACAAACCCCUCCCUCUUUACAGAGUUAAGAGUGGGAAGCAAGUUCUUGAAGUGCUAAACUACAGUCUGAUAGCAGUAGCUGUUUCUCACAGUUUAAUUUCACUUUAAUCAGCUCAAUUCAAACAACUAGGUCAAGUUUGGAAAUGGGUUAGGAAUUGAAAAAGUUUUGGGGUUUUUUUUCUUUCCAUACACAGGAUAGACCUAUGAAGGUAAAAUCCACUGUUAUCUAAAAGGUGAAGGCAGUGGCAACCAGAAACAAUCCAUUGUCCUCUUUGAUAACAAAAUGUAUUUCAUGGAUUUUUCCAAUACAUUUAAAACAGAUCUAAUAUAAGAAUUAUUUCAAAUGCCAUUUUCUGCACUUUGCCAUUUUCUGCACAUUACAGCACUUUGCAUCCAAACAGAGCUCUUGGCAAACUAAUUAAGUGCUACAUAAUAAGAAAAUGUAUGCAGGCAUUUUCAGAUAAAAUGUAACCAUUUAGCAUCUAAUAAGCUAUAGAAUCUUAACUAUGAAAAAUGUAUUCCCUAGUUCUAAAAGGUUGCCAAUCGUUGUGAAGUGACUAUAUUUAAUUGCAAACAAACAUUUAAAUAAUUGCUAAUGAAGUAACAAUAAUCUUUUAGAAGAGAUAAAUAUAGAUGCAAAAUCAGGCUUAAAACAUAGGUUUUUGUUUAUUUAAGUCAUUAUUAAAAAGGAGUCACUUUUGACAGAAAUCAUUCCUCCUGUAAUCAAACUUAGGAGAGGCAGUAAGUAGUAUGUGCUUUGAGAUGCACAAGUUGGAUUUCUUUUCUGAGAUUUAGGUAACUAAAAUAUUGAGGUCUACCACAAGAGUAAAUAACCUGGCUUUCAUUUGCAAUCAGGGAAGACAAAAUAGGCAGGCCUGGCAGGAGAACCAUUCUGUCCUAAAAGAGGUCACGUAAGUUGCUAUGUGGUAGUGACAGCGCUUGCUACCAGAGCAUAGGAAAACUUCUUUAGGCUUAGACGUCUGGUGUUUCAUGGGGUUUUUUUAAGUUUACUUUAAACAUCUCAAAAUGGAGAUGAGAGAGCUACAGUAAAUGCAGUUGACCUUGCUAUUGCCAUGUGUUGAUGGUGCUGCAGUUUUUCUGAGUUCCCCUAACAGCAUCUUCUUUGUGUUUUUUGUUUGUUUGUUUGUUUGUUUGCAUUUUGGACCUUUAUAUGUCCUUUGCAAGGGGCUUACUCUAAGGCUUGCCUGUUCCCCCCUCCUCCCCCCUCCCUCAGAGAUCAUGUUUAAAUAUUUAUUUGUUGUACCCUGUGUCUGCAAGGGAUAACAUGCUGUGACUUCCUUGUUGUCAUGGCAUUAGUCUAAAUAAUUAGACAAAGAGUUAAGAGAUCUACAGUUACUGUUAGUGUAGAACACUGAGCUCUUUUUGAACUUUAAAUUCUCCUUGCUACUGAUCUGUCUUGGUUUUCCAUUGCUUCCCCAAUCUGGACAAGUAUGUGACAUUAUUGUCUUCAUGAACCCAAUAAACUGAACGAAACAUUUCCAGUCCUGCUACACUUAUGUACACUCAUCAAGAAUUUUUCCAUUUGUUCUUUAUGUUACAUUUAACUGCUGCUUUUUCCCCAAAUGAUUCAGCAAGUGUACAGUUACUUCUGAUACGUACAACUUGGUGCCUGAAUGCUUAUUUUUGUCAUUUGAAUUUCUCAUCUUUGAGGAAAAUGAGAAAAUACUAUCUAGUAAGACUGAGUUCUUUCAAAGCCCCUACACAUUCACACUCUCAGUAAAAAGACUUGAAUUACUGAAAGUAAUUAAGGGCUCCCAUCCUCAAAAUCUUUCAAGCUUUGCAUUACAGGAUGUGGGAAAGAGAGAGGGAAUCAGAAAGGUGGGUGGCUCCGACGAACAUUUAAGAUCUGAAAGCAUGCAGAUUGAUUCCUGUAUCCAUCUGCAGCCUUGCAUAUUUCCUAACCUUUCAGGUCCUUUUUCAUUGCUUUCCAGGAUCUGCUUUAAUUACUCUUGGAGUUCUUGUUUUUAGAUAAAUGAAAAUCCAGAAAGAAAAUAUCAUGUAGGUGUUCUGAUUUGCCAUAUAAUAAACUCUGAUAUACUCUAAGUAUCUGCCAGUACUUUGUACUGAUAUCUGAUUAUAAUUUCUGCCUGUACAUGCUAAAAGAGAAAUACUUCAAUUAAUAAACUUAACAACCUCCAAGAGGAAACAGUAUUCUACUGUUGUUUAUCUCCCCUUCAUAUAAAUAAUUAAAUUGAUCCAAAUGAUGUGGUUUAAAUUUACAUUUUACUUUCACCCAGAAGUGCUGAUUUUCCUCAUAUAGAAAGUGCUAACUUCUUGUCUAAGAAACUUCCUAAAUGUUCUCAUGAUGUUAAGGUGGGCUUCAGUCUGUUAAUUAAGGAGUGUAAAACAGACCUUAAUUCAGGAAAACAAGUAAUUGAAGUGUGAAAUACUGAUAGUCUUGUGUAAAAGUUGUUUUACAUUAUAGUUGAAGUGGCUUGAGAACAGAAGGGAGCACAUAAAAAAAUUAACCCAUAGUUAAGUAAAAACUUUAAUAUUCCACAUAUGGAAGAUUUUUUUCCACUACCAAUAUAUUUUGUAAUAUAGUUAAAAUAAAUCUGAUUAUUUUAUAGG